CUUUCCCGCUCUCAGAACACUGUGUUUUGCGGUCGUAUUCUUGUAUUUUUGGCCCGAUUUUUCCCACUCUUCGAGCGCUCGGGUCUGAACUUGAAUUCAGACUUUAAUCACGAAAACGCCACCACUUUUUCCCUCCAAGAGGACGGAGUGCUCACCGAUUCGAUGGCCACUGAGUCUACUGAUGGCGACCACGAGAUGAAAGACGCGGACAAAAUACAAGUCGAUUACAAUUUCUACCGCAAGUUCUGGCAAUUGCAGGACUUUUUCCGGAGUCCCACCAUUUGCUACACAAAGACUCAAUGGAAACAACUCCAGUCCUACGCCAACGAUGUCCUGCAGGCGUUGAGUAGUUUUAAAUUAGACCCAAACUCUUGCGCUAACUUUCAUGGUUUGGGUGAUAAGAGCUCCGGGACUGACGAUAACAUGUAUUUCGCGAAAUACCUGACGAAUCAAAAGCUAUUGGAAUUGCAAUUAAGUGACUCUAACUUUAGGCGAUAUAUUUUGGUUCAGUUUCUCAUUCUUUUCCAAUACCUGACGUCAACGGUUCGCUUCAAACAAGAGGGACAGACACUGUCCGAAGAGCAGACCCUUUGGGUGACCGAAACGUCCGCUAAAGUGAAUACACUGAUCGAAGAGACGCCUCCCAACGGCCCAGAAGUGCGCAAAAGUAUCGAAAAGAUAUUAAAACGCGAAGAGUAUUGGAGUAAUUGGAAGAACGAGGGAUGCCUUGAACUCAAAGAGAUCACCGAAAAUGAGACCGAAUUCAAGAAGAAUGAGGCGAACAUUAAGGCCACGUAUACUCGGAAACGCAAAUUAGGCGAUGAGUUCAAAGCGGCCGAAGCCAGUCAUCGCAUUCUGAUUGGUAAUCCAGAGCUGAACACCAUUUGGAACUUAUGUCCCGACAAUUGGGAGUCGUGUCGGUCUAAGAAACGCCUAUUCAUACCAACUGUCGAGAAGUUCUUCGAGGACGCCGUCAAAGCGAGUCCUUCCCAACGAACUGCCAUCUGUUUGGACAGUGACUUCAGUUGGAGAGCAUUGCGUCUAUUGAGCCAAAAGAGUCACCACUUCUUCUCGCCGAGCAAUCAAGUGGUCAGAACUGUUAACAAUCAUUUAGAAGCGGUGGUCGAGAAGCUGUCGAAAGAGUUUCCCACAGGUAUUCAAAACAAUGUCAACGACUUUGACAUCGAUGACGCCGAAGACAUUAGUGACGACGAACUGCUUAAGAAUGUCGAUACUGUUGAUACUGCCGAUGCUGUAGACACUGUCGACGGCAACACCAAUCCUAACACUCCUAACGAUAACUCAACUGAUAAUACAGAAAAUAAUGAAGCGAUGGAAACAUGA
Messenger RNA from Medioppia subpectinata, 1344 nucleotides. The record is from the annotation of a GenBank genome assembly. Lineage: Eukaryota; Metazoa; Arthropoda; Arachnida; Sarcoptiformes; Oppiidae.